GCAGGAGUGCCGCAGGCGGAGGGCACGCGGUCCCCCUUCUGGAGAGCCGGAGCCCCGUCCACAGGGCCACUCGCAGGAUGGGCCUCAGCGCGGUCCUCUUGGUCUUGGCGCUCCAGGCCGCAAGGCUGGCAUCUGCAAUGGAGACCCCCAGCCAGGACCUCACUUUCCGGGUGGGAGACAAGGCCACAUUCUCACUGGACAUUCUGCAGAUGUUCAACGACUCCAACCUCCUCUGGAGAUCUUCCUCAAGGGGUUCCAUGGAGGCUGUGGCCGCGUGGAAGGCAGGCAACCCACUCGAAGUCCUGAGUCGGCAUUAUUCGCGAAGGGUCACCUUCCAGGAAAGCAGCUGGGCUCUGGAAAUCCACAACCUGAGCCAAGCCGACGGGGGCUUCUAUCAAGUGGUGCACCUCCAGGACCCUUCAGAAGUCAUGCUCAAGAAAUACACCCUGGUCGUAUUCCAAAUCAGCAGCAAGGCAACCAUGUCGGCCAAUGGCACCUGCAGCCUCUCCCUGCUGUGUGAGGCAGGGGCAGGGGCAAAGGCCCAGGUGAAGUACAGCUGGGGUCCCGGCCAGAAGGGCCCAGAACUCCACCUCAACCUCCAUCCCGCCGAUAAGGACAAAUCCUACACUUGCACGGCCAGCGCUCUCGGAACUCAGCACUUCCUCAGAGUCACCCCCUACGAGGCCUGCUCUUCCGCAAGCAGAGCUGCAGGACUCCUGGGGCCCUUCCUCCUCGCCCUCCUGCUCCAGCUGCUGUUCUGGUGACCCGGCGGCCUACCUGGCAGGGCUGGCCUCACCUCCUCUCCUGGCAAGAACCUGAUCCCGUCAAGAGGAAGGCGGCCCCGUCGGGAUGCAAGACGAGCCUUCCCUGGAAAACAGUGUUACGCUAAUGGGACAGACUUUUAACUUGCCUGCACAUCUCAGGUGACCCUCCCCCCUUGGCAUUUGAUGGCAUUUGAGGGGGGGGGGCUCUCGCACAAAGCGAGACGCAAAUGGUGCUGGGGGUGGGGGUCAGGAUUUCACCUGUACUCAGUGCUUUUUGCAGCCGGACGUAGCAGCCCUGUACUGUAAUCCCAAAGAAGGAGCCUUCCGUGGGGCAGAUGGGCUCUGGGGGAGGGGUGGGGGGAGGAGGGCAGAAUGGGGUGGGGUGUGUGAAAAGGAGCUAUUUUCGCAUAAUGCAACUGGCGUGGCGGGUCUUCUGUGAAGGGAAGUCCCCGGCCUGUCCAGCAGAUGGCGCUGAGAAACUGCGGAGACUCACCGGAUAUCUGAGCCUGCUUCAUGGCUGGGCGUUCCUAUGUGAUUGUGUUGCAGCCCAGCCCUACCCGGCUGUGCAUGGAACUUCCAGUGUUGUGGAUUUGCAACAUGCACCAAAAGGGGACAGACUGCCCCCCUCCACCCACAGCCCAUAUAUUUGCUUGUGUUGCUUUGGCCUCGUGAGGGAAGUCCUUGCCCAACCCCCACAGCCUUCCUUCUGUUUGUAGUUUGACUGGUAGACUACCGAUUUUGUCCCCAUAUCCUUUUGCUAAUAAAUGGAUGUUAUUUUGAACACA
Molecule: messenger RNA, 1549 nt
Organism: Heteronotia binoei (common prickly gecko)
Lineage: Eukaryota; Metazoa; Chordata; Lepidosauria; Squamata; Gekkonidae
Exons: 4
Coding region: 78-764 (228 amino acids)
Biological process (GO): T cell activation
Cellular component (GO): external side of plasma membrane
Source: RefSeq, a predicted model, not a curated record